AGAGACAUUGACAUGUUCUCUUGUUUACAAAUGACCACUGCUAUUAAUUUGCAAAUUGUAAAAUUACUACCAAACAUUUGUAUUUUCGUAUUACUUUAAAAUAUUUUAAGAAUGCGGCGUCGAGCAGGCGUUGGUGCUAUACAAAAGCAGAAGUUAGAACAAGAAAAGUACAGAGAAAAAGGUUCAGAAAUACAGGAAAAUCAAUUCCAACAGAUGUCUAAACAAUUAGAUGUAUUCAGAGAGAACCUUGAAGAGUUUGCAACAAAACAUAAGAGUGAAAUAAAAAAGAAUGCUCAAUUUAGAAGACAAUUCCAAGAAAUGUGUGCUGCUAUUGGCGUUGAUCCACUGGCUUCAGGAAAAGGAUUUUGGUCUGUUUUGGGUAUUGGCGAUUUUUACUACGAAUUAGGCGUGCAGAUAGUAGAAGUAUGUUUAGCGACUAACUAUAAGAAUGGAGGCUUGAUUACUUUAGACGAGUUGAGGAGUAGACUGGUGGCGGCGCGCGGCAGAGCCAAGAAGCACCAGGAUAUCACAAACGAGGAUCUAUUGGCCGCUGUGAAGAAGUUAAGGAUCUUCGGAAAUGGUUUCACAGUAAUUGCUAUCGGCAAAGGCAAAUGGCUUGUACAAUCGGUUCCCGGUGAACUAAACUUAGAUCAAACGUUAGUUCUACAGAAAGCGAGUACUUUAGGCACAGCCUGGAUAUCUUCUAGUGUACUAACUGGUGAUUUAGGAUGGAAUGAAACCCGUGCCCAGAAUGCCCUCAAUCACAUGGUAAAGGAAGGUCUGGCGUGGGUCGACACACAGAACACAGAAACUUUAUAUUGGUUUCCCAGUAUGUUCGCUGAAUGCGUGUCAGCGUGAAUGUAUAUCACAUAAGAUGCAUUUGUAUUUAAUAAAUUGAUUUUUUAUUUAAA
Molecule: messenger RNA, 911 nt
Organism: Papilio polytes (common Mormon)
Lineage: Eukaryota; Metazoa; Arthropoda; Insecta; Lepidoptera; Papilionidae
Gene: lsn
Product: vacuolar-sorting protein SNF8
Exons: 4
Coding region: 112-858 (248 amino acids)
Biological process (GO): protein transport to vacuole involved in ubiquitin-dependent protein catabolic process via the multivesicular body sorting pathway
Cellular component (GO): ESCRT II complex
Source: RefSeq, a predicted model, not a curated record